AUUUCACUUCUCAGCACAGCAGUUGGAAUGUGAAAACCCUACUAGCAGAAGCAUGCAGAUUUAGAAGGAGAAAAUUGUGGAGUCAGGGGAGCUGAUUGUAUAUGGACAAAAAGCCUGGAACGCUUUCCUAGAUCUAGGAACUCAUCAGACACACAGUGGACAUUGAACUCAUCAGACACACAGUGGACAUUGCAGGCUGGAGGAAAGGAACAUAUCUACUGCUGUGGCAGUCAUACAAGGAAUGGAGCAAACCGUAGCAGAGACUGGCCCUGCUGUGCCCCAGCCAGGACACAAAAACACUCUAAGUUCAUAUAUGUGGAAAGGGAAGCCAGAAAAGUUCCUGAAGGGGGAACCCAAAAUCCUUGGGGUUGUGCAGAUCAUGAUUGCUGUGAUGAAUAUGAGCAUUGGAAUAACAAUGAUGAGUCUCACAUUUCCCUUUUGGCAAUCACGUCCCCUGUCAAUAUACCUGUGUUACCCACUUUGGGGAUCGGUGAUGUUUAUUUUCUCAGGAUCCUUCUCAAUUGCAGCAGGAACUAGAACUACCAAAGGUCUGGUACAAAGUAGCCUGGGGUUGAACAUCAGCAGCUCUGUCUUGGCUGCAAUAGGAAUCAUAAUCAGUGCCCUGAGUGUGGUUUUUUAUUCAUUCCGAUAUCAUUAUUGUGUCUUUAAUGGGAGAGAUGGUAUUUGCCUCAUGACCUUUUACAUUAUAAUGGGAUUGGAUGUUAUGGCACUUGUUUUAAAUGUUCUCGAAUUAUGCAUUGCGGUGUCCCUCUCUGCCUUUGGAUGCAAAGUGACCUGCUGUAAUCCUGGUGGGGUUAUAUUCAUUAUGCCGCCAAACUCUAACAUAGCAGAAAUAGCAUCCCCUGCACUACUUAGAGAAGAUUUGGUGCCACCAACAGCUCAACAGAAAAAUAUUCCAGAGUACCUACCCUGAUUGUAAUGAAAGAAUUCUACUUGGAAAAGCACUAGAAUCCAGCUUUGACACACACGUCAACUACAUUCAGAAUCACUAUCAUUUUACCCCCUAGAAUCCACUGAUUCAAUUUUCUGGCUCUUUAUCACAUUAUCAAAAAAUAAAUAAAUGGAUCAAACUCUGAGUCCUCAGAAAUUGAAAAAAAUCUGUUUAAGACAUUAUGUAAAGAU
Ochotona curzoniae (black-lipped pika) is the source of this 1143-nucleotide messenger RNA. RefSeq names its product membrane spanning 4-domains A4A (gene MS4A4A). The transcript is spliced from 7 exons. The record is from RefSeq and is a predicted model, not a curated record. Bases 242 to 934 code for a protein of 230 amino acids. Gene Ontology annotation, cellular component: Golgi apparatus; membrane. Lineage: Eukaryota; Metazoa; Chordata; Mammalia; Lagomorpha; Ochotonidae.